Arachis stenosperma is the source of this 642-nucleotide messenger RNA. Its product is annotated as glutathione S-transferase T3-like. The record is from RefSeq and is a predicted model, not a curated record. The coding region runs from base 1 to 642 and encodes 213 amino acids. The transcript is spliced from 2 exons. Lineage: Eukaryota; Viridiplantae; Streptophyta; Magnoliopsida; Fabales; Fabaceae.
AUGCAAGAUUUUACUGAUUUUUCCUAUAUUCCAACCGCAAAAUCAAAUUCACAAACACCCCAUUUUCCAUUUUCGUCCAUAUUUAACUCCUCUAUCGGAAAUGUUACUCCAACUUCCUUGCCGUUUCCAACUCAAUUCAGUGCAUCAAGACAUAACUCAUCUGGUGUUGGUGGCUCUUCUAACCCAUCCUCUCAGACUCCUAUACAAUCUAGUCCCAAUUCGCAAUAUUCAGAUUUUGCCAACCCUCGUGGAUUAGAUGCUAUCGACCUUAAUGAUGAUGAUAUUGAAGAUCGGAGGCAAGAUAGUAUUCAACACUGGUAUUGGAAAGAGGAUGAGAUGCUGAUCAGUGGAUGGUUAAAUGUUUCAACUGACCCUGUAGUUGGUACCGAUCAAAAGGGGAAAACAUUUUGGAGUCGAAUUCAUAGCUACUGUGUAGAAUUUUGCACCGACAUGACAAGGGGGGUAGUUGCAUGUAAGAAACGAUGGUAUAAGAUCAACAAGGCUGUUGCACAAUUUGCUGGUUGUUACGAUCAAGCUAGUCGAAACAUAAGGAGUGGUUCGAACGCUGAUGAUAUAAAGGAGUUGGCUUAUAAACUUUAUUCCACAAAUUAUGGUCAAAAGUUCACUUUUGAGAGGCAUUAG